GCAUCCAGAUGUACCUCUGCAACAGAGACCACUAUGGCUACCUGCCCAUCCCCCUGAAGCCCCAUCAGACGCUGCAGGAAGACAUCGAGAACCUCAUCCACGUGCAGAUAGAAGCAAUGAUUGACCGUCCUCCAAUGGAACCCUCCCAGUUUGUCUCAGUUGUUCCUAAAUAUCCAGACAAGAUGGGAUUUGAUGAGAUUUUCAUGAUAAACCUCAAGCGCAGAAAGGACAGGCGGGACCGGAUGCUGCGCACACUGCACGAGCAGGAGAUUGAGGUCAAGAUUGUCGAGGCUGUGGAUGGAAAUUAUAUUGGUAGGAAGAGGAUGCAAGUAAAAGAGCCAGAGAAGGCAGUGCCCAAUGUGCUAAAUCUGGUCGAAGCUGACUAUUCCUACUGGACCCUAGGCUACGUCAUCUCUCUGGAAGGAGCACAGAAGCUGGUUGGAGCCAAUCCUUUUGGGAAGAUGCUGCCAGUGGACGAGUUUCUGCCCAUCAUGUACAACAAGCAUCCUGUAGCCGAGUACAAGGAGCAUUAUGGAUCCAGGGACUUGAAGGCCUUCUCCGCAGAGCCCUUGCUCAUCUACCCCACACACUACACAGGCCAGCCGGGGUACCUGAGUGACACGGAGACCUCGACCAUCUGGGACAAUGAGACAGUGGCCACCGACUGGGACAGGACACACUCCUGGAAGUCCCGGAAGCAAGGUCACAUCCACAGCAAUGCCAAGAACACAGAGGCACUGCCGCCGCCAACCUCCCUGGACACUGUGCCUUCGAGGGAUGAGCUGUAAAGGCUUCCUGGAAGCGUGACCCACGCCGGUUCAUCAUCCUUUGGUUUUUCUAAAGGGCUACUCAUCUGUUUGCUCCAGUUCUUUUCUCCCCCAGUGGUCACAGUCAUCUAACCCGAGUGGUCUGAUGUGAUUGAUCAAAAUUAAUAUAUUUUUGACAGUGGAGGGGAAUAGGGA
Galeopterus variegatus (Sunda flying lemur) is the source of this 962-nucleotide messenger RNA. Its product is annotated as procollagen galactosyltransferase 2-like. The annotation marks the transcript as partial. The record is from RefSeq and is a predicted model, not a curated record. Lineage: Eukaryota; Metazoa; Chordata; Mammalia; Dermoptera; Cynocephalidae. The transcript has 5 exons. Gene Ontology annotation, molecular function: procollagen galactosyltransferase activity.